AUGGCGACCCAACAGCAGAUCGCUCUCGAGCGACUCGACAAUAUUGUCAGAGACCUCAGAUCACGGACCUCUGACGAUGUUCGAAAGCGGGCGGCUCUCCAGCUCAGAGACCUGGUGCUGGUCUGCCAUCGAGACCUCCCCAUCGAACAGUUCAACAUGAUUUACGGUUCCGUGAACAACAAAAUUACACAACUCAUCUCCCACGGCAAUGAUUCCUCCGAGCGCCUGGGCGGCGUCUACGCCCUCGAUGCCCUUGUCGACGUCGAAGUCUCCGAGCAGUCGACCAAGAUGUUCGCCCGCUUCAACCAAAACCUCAAAACUAUCCUGCGCGGCAAGGACAUCAACCCCAUGCAAGCCGCCGCCAUCGCCCUGGGCAAGAUGUGCCGACCAGGCGGUUCUAUGAUAAGCGAACUGGUCGAGUCCGAAACCCAGAUGGCCCUCGAGUGGCUCCAGAGCGAACGAGUCGAGGAGCGUCGCUACAGCGCCGCCCUCGUGUUGCGCGAAUUGGCGAGACAGGCGCCCACACUCAUGUACAACUACGUCGGUCUGGUCUUGGACCUCAUCUGGAACAGCUUGAGAGACAACCGCCAUCUUAUUCGCGCCACGUCCGCUGAGACCGUCGCCGCCUGCUUCCGCAUCAUUAGGGAGCGCGACCAGGAGCUGAAACAGACAUGGAUGGAGAAGGCUUACGCCGAACUUAUGCGCGGGCUGCAGCACGGCUCCGUCGAGUACAUCCACGCCUCGCUCCUCAUGCUCAAGGAGCUGCUUGAGCAGGGCGGCAUGUUCAUGCAGGACCACUACCCCGAAGCCUGCGAAAUCGUUCUCCGUUACAAGGACCAUCGCGACGUCACCAUCCGCAAGACCGUCGUCCUCCUCAUCCCCGACCUGGCCAGCUACUCUCCCGCAGAGUUCGACCGCAGCUACCUCCACAAGUUCAUGGUUUACCUGUCCGGCAUGCUGAAGAAGGACAAGGAGCGCAAUGACGCCUUCCUGGCUAUCGGUAACAUCGCGAACUCAGUGAAGAGCGCCAUUGCGCCUUACCUUGACGGAGUUAUGACCCACGUCAGAGAAGGUCUCAGUCUGGCAGCUCGCAAGCGCGGUCCCGUCGACGCGGUUUUCGAGUGCAUCAGUCGACUAGCCGUUGCCGUUGGCCAAACGCUGAGCAAGUACAUGGAAGCUCUGCUCGAUCCCAUUUUCGAGUGCGACCUGACGCCAAAGCUGACCCAGGCUCUCGUCGACAUGGCCUUCUACAUCCCUCCCGCCAAGGACACCAUUCAAAACCGAUUGCUGGACAUGCUCAGCAUGGUCUUGUGCGGAGAGCCCUUCAAGCCCCUAGGCGCUCCUCAUCCCAACACCCUCACAGCCGUGCCCGCUGUUCCUAAGGACUCCAAGGAUCCUUUGGCCUACGAGCAUCGCAAGGCGGAGGUCAAACUUGCCCUCAACACUCUCGGCAGCUUCGACUUUACCGGCCAUGUGCUGAAUGAGUUUGUGCGUGACGUCGCUGUCAAGUACGUCGAAGAUGAGGAUCCGGAGACGAGAGAGGCCGCAGCUCUCACCUGCUGCCAGCUUUACGUGCGCGACCCCAUCGUCAACCAGACCAGUUACCACGCUCUCCAGGUUGUUGGCGAUGUCAUUGAGCGACUGCUUACCGUGGGCGUAUCGGAUCCCGAGCCGAAUAUCAGACGGACCGUUCUUGCCGCCCUUGACGAGCGUUUCGACAGACACCUGGCCAAGGCAGAGAACAUCCGCACGUUGUUCUUUGCUCUCAACGAUGAGGUCUUUGCUAUCCGCGAGGUUGCGAUUUCUAUCAUUGGUCGCCUUGCUAGAUACAACCCAGCAUACGUCAUCCCCUCCCUCCGCAAGACCCUUAUCCAGCUCCUCACUGAGCUUGAGUUUUCCGACGUUGCAAGGAACAAGGAGGAAAGCGCAAAGCUACUCAGCCUGUUGGUACAGAAUGCCCAGGGACUGGUCAAGCCUUACGUCGACCCAAUGAUGUCCGUUCUUCUGCCGAAAGCCAACGACGCGAGCGCUUCUGUCGCGGCAACCAUUCUGAGAGCUAUCGGCGAGCUUGCCACUGUCGGUGGCGAGGAGGUUCUUCCAUACAAGGACCGCUUGAUGCCCCUCAUCAUUGCGGCGCUGCAAGACCAGAGCUCGAAUAACAAACGAGAGGCCGCACUUCACGCCCUUGGUCAGCUGGCCAGCAACUCCGGAUACGUCAUUGAACCCUAUCUCGAGUAUCCCCAGCUUCUGGAACUGCUGCAAAGCAUAAUACGCACCGAGGGCCAGCGCGGUCCUCUUCGGCAGGAGACCAUUAAACUAAUGGGUAUCCUGGGUGCCUUGGACCCCUACAAAUACCAGCAGGUCGAACAGCGGCGGCCCGAUGCACAGCGCCGGGUCGAGAGCACACAGAUGACGGAUAUCUCUCUUAUGAUGACAGGUCUCACGCCAUCCAGCAAGGAGUACUUCCCAACUGUGGUCAUCAACGCGCUGCUCCAGAUUCUCAAGGACAACUCUUUGUCCAGCCAUCAUGCGUCCGUCAUCGAGGCGAUCAUGAACAUUUUCCGCACUCUAGGCUUGGAGUGUGUAUCUUUCCUCGACCGAAUCAUCCCCGCCUUCCUCGGUGUGAUUCGGGCUGCUGACAAGAACCGACUUGAUUCCUACUUCAGUCAGCUCGCCACGUUGGUCUCCAUCGUUCGACAGCACAUCCGCAACUUCCUGCCCGAGAUUGUCGAAAUUUGCCAAGAGUUCUGGCAUACGACUAGCACUCUGCAGUCAACGAUCAUGAGCCUGGUCGAAGCCAUCUCGCGCUCUCUAGAAGGCGAGUUCAAGAUCUACCUAGCUGGUCUGUUGCCGCUCAUGCUGGGGGUUCUUGAGAAGGAUGCAACGACAAGACGCCUUCCCUCCGAGAAGGUCCUGCAUGCAUUCUUGGUCUUUGGAUCCAGUGCCGAGGAGUACAUGCAUUUGAUCAUUCCUGUUAUUGUCAGGACUUUUGAGAAGCAAGGCCAGCCACCCGCGCUCCGGAAGCAGGCCAUUGAGACCAUUGGCAAGAUCACAUAUCAGGUCAACCUCAACGACUAUGCGGCCAAGAUCAUUCAUCCUCUUACACGCAUUCUGGCUAGCGGAGACAUGACCCUUCGCGUCGCUGCUUUGGACACCCUGUGCUGUCUUAUUCAGCAGCUCGGCAAGGACUACCUCCACUUUAUGGGAACCGUCAACAAGGUGUUGGCGCUACAUCAGAUCCAGCACCAGAACUACGAGUUGCUCGUGAACAAGCUGCAAAAGGGCGAGGUGCUUCCUCAGGACCUUGGCGCAGGCGACCGUUUCGUCGACCGAAUCGACGACCAGGCGGCAUUUGCUGACCUUGGCGCAAAGAAGUUGGAGAUGAAUGCGAUCCAUCUCAAGCAGGCGUGGGAUACGAAGGGCAAGUCAACCAAGGAGGAUUGGCAGGAAUGGCUUCGUAGAUUCUCCACGACCUUGCUCACCGAGUCGCCCAAUCACGCUCUCCGCGCCUGCGCCGCCCUUGCCAGCUCAUAUCUCCCGCUCGCGCGAGAACUGUUCAACUCCGCCUUUGUCUCUUGCUGGAGUGAGCUCUACGAGCAAUUCCAGGACGAACUGAUUCAGAACAUUGAGAGUGCCAUCAAGUCCGAGAAUGUGCCUCCCGAUCUGCUCGGUCUGCUGCUCAACCUCGCCGAGUUUAUGGAACACGACGACAAGGCUCUGCCCAUCGACAUUAGAGUGCUCGGUCGGGAAGCCGCUCGUUGCCACGCAUAUGCCAAGGCCCUCCACUACAAAGAGUUGGAGUUCUUGCAGGACCAGAGCAGUGGUGCGGUUGAGGCUCUUAUUGUGAUCAACAACCAACUUCAGCAAUCUGAUGCAGCCAUUGGUAUUCUCCGCAAAGCCCAGCUUUACAAGGAGGGUAUCCAACUUAGAGAGACAUGGUUCGAGAAGCUGGAGAGAUGGGAAGAGGCGCUCGCGUUCUACACGAAACGAGAGAUGGAGGUUCCCGAAGACAAGCCUGUGCCCGUCGAUAUCAUCAUGGGCAAGAUGCGUUGUCUACACGCCCUUGGCGAGUGGGAGGCUCUGGCAGGCCUUGCCAGCAACACCUGGGCCAAUUCUUCUCCCGACGUUCAGCGCCUGAUCGCUCCUCUGGCUACCGCUGCGGCAUGGGGUCUCGGAAAGUGGGAUUCAAUGGACAGCUACUUACAGUCCAUGAAGCGCUACUCGACAGACAGAUCCUUCUUCGGCGCCAUUCUUGCGCUGCACCGCAACCAGUUUAGGGAAGCUCUGAAUUGCGUGCAGCAAGCGCGCGAAGGUCUGGAUACCGAAUUGAGUGCCCUCGUCAGCGAAUCGUACAACCGCGCAUACCAAGUCGUCGUCAGAGUGCAGAUGCUGGCCGAACUCGAGGAGCUCAUUGUGUACAAGCAAACAGACGAGAAGAAGAAGGCGACCAUGCGCCGCACAUGGGAGACGAGACUCAAGGGCUGUCAACGCAAUGUCGAGGUCUGGCAAAGGAUGCUUCGCCUUCGUGCGUUGGUUAUUACCCCCGCGGAGAACAUGCACAUGUGGAUCAAAUUCGCCAAUCUUUGUCGCAAGUCUGGUCGCAUGGGACUCGCCGAGAAGUCUCUCAAGCAGCUCAUUGGCGUAGAGGCUCCUCUGGAGACGCUGAUUCCCUACUGGAACGAGCGACCGCAGCAGCCCAAUGUCGGCCUGCCCCGGAACAUCCCUUCGCAGAUCAUCUACGCCAUGCUCAAGUACGAGUGGGAGGUCGGCCAGCAACCUGCUUUCCGCACAUCAGGAAUUUCCGAGAGGACUCUCUACUGCCUGCGCAAGUUUACUAACGAUUCAGCGCAUCGCUAUGAGGCGACAAAGGCCCACCUCACUGCCCAGGCACCCAACGGCAUGGACUUGACCAGCGACUACGGCUUCCCUCACCAGAUCGACCCCAGUCUCAUGAACCCGCAGACUCAAAAGGCGUUGUAUGACCAGACGGUUCUCUUGGCCAAGUGCUACCUCCGCCAAGGCGAGUGGCUGAUUGCCCUGAACAAGGAGAACUGGCAGUAUGAGCACGUCCAGGACAUUCUCACCUCGUACUCUCAGGCGACCAAGUAUAACCCGAGGUGGUACAAGGCAUGGCACGCAUGGGCCCUGGCCAACUUUGAGAUUGUUCAGGCUCUUUCAACUAGAGGCGAAAGGACUGAUCAUAUGGUCAUCGAGCACGUUGUUCCGGCUGUCCGCGGCUUCUUCAAGUCGAUAGCGCUGUCUGCUGGAAGCUCCCUCCAGGACACACUCCGUCUUCUGACUUUGUGGUUCACACAUGGCGCCAGUGCCGACGUUAAUGCCGCCGUCACCGAAGGCUUCACGAAUGUCAGUGUUGAUACAUGGCUGGAGGUCAUUCCUCAGCUUAUCGCCCGUAUCAACCAGCCGACUCGCCGCGUGCAACAGUCGAUCCAUAGUCUCUUGGCGGAUGUUGGUAGAGCCCACCCGCAGGCUCUGGUGUAUCCCUUGACUGUCGCCAUGAAGUCAUCCCAGAACACUCGUCGAUCGCGAUCCGCUGCUCAGAUUAUGGAUAGUAUGCGUCAACACAGCGCCAACCUCGUUUCUCAAGCCGACAUUGUCAGCCACGAACUUAUCAGGGUCGCGGUCCUCUGGCAUGAGCAAUGGCAUGAGGGACUCGAGGAAGCAUCGCGACUUUACUUUGGCGACCACAACAUUGAAGGCAUGUUUGCCACUCUCGAGCCUCUCCACGAUCAGCUUGAGCGGGGACCCGAAACACUGCGCGAGAUUUCUUUCACCCAGGCUUUCGGCAGAGACCUCACUGAAGCACGCGAGUGGUGCAGACAGUACGAGGCCAGCCGAGAUGUCAACGACCUCAACCAAGCUUGGGAUCUCUACUAUCAGGUGUUCCGGCGCAUCUCGCGACAGCUACCCCAGCUUACUACGCUCGAGUUGCCUUACUGUUCGCCGAAGUUGCUUGCCGCCAAGGACCUGGACCUGGCAGUUCCCGGCACCUACCGCAGCGGCCAGCCCAUUGUCCGCAUCAUGGAGUUUGAGGGUACCUUCACGGUUAUUAACAGUAAGCAGCGGCCCCGAAAACUCAACAUCAGUGGCAGUGACGGUGUGUCCUACGCCUUCCUGCUCAAGGGUCACGAGGAUAUCCGCCAGGACGAACGAGUUAUGCAGUUGUUCGGUCUGUGCAACACCUUGUUGGCGAACGACUCCGAGUGCUACAAGCGUCACCUCAACAUCCAGCGGUACCCGGCGAUUCCGCUUUCCCAGAACUCCGGUCUGCUGGGUUGGGUACCUAACAGUGACACCCUCCACGUCCUCAUCCGAGAGUACCGCGAAAGCAGAAAGAUCCUCCUUAAUAUCGAGCAUCGCAUCAUGCUUCAGAUGGCUCCCGACUACGACAAUCUUACCCUUAUGCAGAAGGUUGAGGUCUUUGGUUAUGCGCUUGAUAACACCACCGGCCAAGACUUAUACCGUGUUCUGUGGCUCAAGAGCAAGAGUUCUGAAGCAUGGCUUGAACGUCGUACCAACUACACUCGGUCUCUCGGUGUCAUGUCGAUGGUCGGAUAUAUCCUUGGUCUUGGAGAUCGUCACCCGUCUAACCUUAUGCUGGACCGCGUGACUGGCAAGAUCAUCCACAUCGAUUUCGGUGACUGUUUCGAGGUGGCCAUGAAGCGUGAGAAGUAUCCCGAGAGGGUGCCCUUCCGGCUUACCCGUAUGCUCACCUACGCCAUGGAAGUGAGCAACAUCGAGGGAAGCUUCCGUAUUACCUGCGAGCAUGUCAUGAGGGUCUUGAGAGACAACAAGGACAGCGUCAUGGCUGUCUUGGAGGCGUUCAUCCACGAUCCCCUUCUCACCUGGCGUCUUACGAAUGCUGCAAGCCCAGCGGGACCCAACUUCAGAUCUGAACGCGAACAAUCUCUUGCCGGGCCCCAAGGCGGCCGCGCCCGCCGACCCUCCGUCCUUGAAGCCGACGUUGCACCAUCGGAGCUCCUCGCAGCCGAACCCGGAAUGCCUGGCGGAGGACCGGUCGCGCGCUCUCGUUCCAGAACAAACUCGUCGAUGGCUCAUGAAGGCAGUGUCGUUAACGGUAACAACGGUCAAGACCCCACUGAGAUCCAGAACGCGAGGGCCGUCGAAGUGCUGGACCGUGUCUCACAGAAGUUGACGGGCAAGGAUUUCAAGCCCAAUGAGGAGCUUGAUGUCAUUAACCAGGUCAACAAGCUCAUUACCGAGGCGACGAAACUGGAGAACCUUUGUCAGCAUUACAUAGGAUGGUGCAGCUUCUGGUAG
This is a messenger RNA of Colletotrichum siamense, 7299 nucleotides long. RefSeq names its product Serine/threonine-protein kinase tor2 (gene tor2). The record is from RefSeq and is a predicted model, not a curated record. Gene Ontology annotation, molecular function: protein-containing complex binding; protein serine/threonine kinase activity; protein binding. The transcript is spliced from 4 exons. Bases 1 to 7299 code for a protein of 2432 amino acids. Lineage: Eukaryota; Fungi; Ascomycota; Sordariomycetes; Glomerellales; Glomerellaceae. Gene Ontology annotation, biological process: protein phosphorylation; negative regulation of macroautophagy; TOR signaling. Gene Ontology annotation, cellular component: TORC2 complex; TORC1 complex; nucleus.